AUCCACCGCUGACACUUGUAUCGUGUCAUUGUGUGUACUGCCUUCGUUCACCACUCACUACUCAGAAAUCAUCAAUUUGUUGUGCCUCAUAUCCAUGGCUUCUGCUGUGCUCUCUCCUGCUGCAAGUGCACAUCCCAAGUACCUUGCCCUCCCAUCCACUAAACCCAUCACCCAAAAUCAUUUAUAUUCCUUGAUCAACUGCCCGAAAAGGAGCAACGUAAAGUGCAAUGCAUUUUCAGAGAGUAUAAUACAAGGAUUUGGUGAUAAUAUUGUUUCUGUACCCAUUAUUGGUUCUAGUUUUGCGGAUAUUCAUACAAUUGUUGAUACAUUACCAAAAUCUGAGAAAUGGGGAAUUGCCGUUUUUGCUGGUUUGGCUUGGAUAUACCUGACUGCUCGGCCUGGAGUGCUUGUUGGUGCCAUUGAUGCAUAUAUUCUAGCCCCUUUGCAACUGGGACUUGAUAGUUUGACUGGCAGAAGGAGAUUAAAAAGGUCUGAUUUUCUGAUUACCGAUAAGAUUGGAGAGGGUUCAUUUGGUGUUGUUUAUUCUGGGGUACUUGUGCCUAAGAAUGUGAAUGUGGACGCCAAUGUGCCCAAGAGGAGCGUCGCAAAAGUUCUUGAAUCUGAUAAGAGAUUCAAGGAAAAGGUCAUUCUCAAGCAGGUAAAGCUUGGAGUUGAAGGGGCCAAAGAAUGUGGUGAUUUUGAGGAAUGGUUUAACUACAGGCUUGCAAGAGCUGCUCCAGAAACGUGUGCAGAAUUUCUUGGAAGCUUUAUAGCUGACAAAACAAAUUCGCAGUAUAUAAAAGGUGGAAAGUGCCUUGUCUGGAAAUUUGAGGGAGAUAGAGACCUUGCAGAUUACAUGAAGGACCGUAACUUUCCCGUAAAUUUAGAGUCUAUCAUGUUUGGUCGUGUGUUAGAAGGCCUAGACCCUCUUGAGCGCAAUGCAUUGAUCAUCAAACAAAUAAUGAGACAGAUAAUAACAUGUCUAAAGAAAAUUCAUGAGAAUGGAAUUGUUCAUCGUGAUGUAAAGCCUGCAAAUUUGGUGGUCACCAAGAAAGGGCAGAUCAAGCUGAUAGAUUUUGGAGCGGCUACUGAUCUUCGAAUAGGGAAGAACUAUAUCCCAGAUCGUGGUUUGCUGGACCCUGAUUACUGCCCACCUGAACUUUAUGUACUCCCAGAAGAAACCCCAAGCCCGCCUCCUGAACCUAUUGCUGCAUUGCUCUCUCCUAUUCUGUGGAAGCUCAAUAGCCCUGAUCUAUUUGACAUGUACUCAGCUGGGAUAGUUCUUCUGCAAAUGGCUAUACCAUCUCUGAGAUCUUCUGCAGGCUUGAAGAAUUUUAACAUGGAAUUAAGGGCUCAAGGGUAUGAUUUAAACCAAUGGAGGGAGCGUACUCGGACUAGACCUGAUUUCCGGAUUCUAGAUCUAGACAAGGGCAGAGGAUGGGACCUUGUUACCCGGCUUAUCUCUGAGGGGGGUUCUCUUAGACGAGGCCGUUUAUCAGCAGCUGCCGCCCUCAGACACCCUUAUUUCUUGCUUGGGGGUGAUCAAGCCGCUUCAGUUUUCUCUAAACUGAGCUUGACGCGACAGUAAUCUUUCAAGAUCAUUUGCUUUUUUUUUCCUCGAGCUCUUCUGAUUCUUUGUGAGUAUAUUUAUAGCAACCUCCUCCUACACUUUCUUCCCCAUGUUCAUAUAUAAAUAGUAUAAUGAUGAACUCAGAUAAAGCUUUUGAUGAUAGUUGACACGCACAUAUUUUUUAAGAAAAGUGAAGAAAAUUUAUUUUUAUA
Molecule: messenger RNA, 1782 nt
Organism: Amaranthus tricolor (Joseph's coat)
Lineage: Eukaryota; Viridiplantae; Streptophyta; Magnoliopsida; Caryophyllales; Amaranthaceae
Product: serine/threonine-protein kinase STN8, chloroplastic
Exons: 4
Coding region: 95-1588 (497 amino acids)
Biological process (GO): protein phosphorylation
Molecular function (GO): ATP binding; protein kinase activity
Source: RefSeq, a predicted model, not a curated record